CUCACUCGUAAAUCUAGGUUAAACUGGUGAAUUGUGAACGACUUUCAAGUGUCACAAUCAUUAUCAUUUAUUCAAGCUACAACGAUAAAUAAAAUGAAAUGGAUUAGUAAAAUCGCUUAUGGAACGGGUCAAAUGCUUAAAGAUCUUGUUGCAGGAGUUAUUAGUAUAUUCUACAUAAUAUUCUAUGAAGGAUGUAUCAGUCUGAGCAGUUCACAAGUUGGGGGAUUAAUACUGUGUGGUCAGAUUGUCAAUGGAUUAGCCACACCAUUGAUUGGUUAUUUAUCAGAUCGUUCACUCGGUUCAACUGAAAAAUCGACAGCAGAUCACCAGUCGAUAACAUGUGAAAAUGAAAAUGUAAAGAAGAAUAAGAGGUUGUUGAAUCUAAUGAAACGGCAGUUGAGACUUGGACCGAGAAAGUCAUGGCAUUUAGCUGGAUGUUUAUUGAUAGUUAUUGCCUUUCCAUUGAUGUUUGGACAACCGGAAUAUUUAGUUAGGCUUCCAGUUUGGGCGAAGUUAUUGAUCAAUAGUAUGUUUAUGAUCUGUGUUCAGGUUGGUUGGGCAGCUGUACAAAUUCCUCACUUAUCAAUUAUCAAUGAUUUGACAGAUCAACAUGAUGAACGAGUAUUACUUGCAUCGUUACGAUAUUUCUUCAGUGGUAUAGGUGAUAUGGCUACAUUGCUUGUGACGUAUCUGUUUUUUGAAUCAGAGAAAUCCAGUUUGUUAAUUUUGAAAUCAGUAAAUGAAACUGGCAACAAUGUGAACAACAGUCAACUAUUCACAAAAUCAUUACUAACAACCGACAAUAUUGUUGAAAGUAAACGAGUAACAUUGGUCAAUGAUUCGAUAAAUAAUCAGUCGACAAAUGUUGGAAAACAGUCAGUUGUACAUUCAGAAUACAAUAUAACAAUUCAAGAUUUGCCCAUAUUUCGAAAUGUUGCAUUGAUUGUCGUUGGGAUUGGAGUAUUAUUCACAAUAAUCUUCCAUUGUGGUGUUCAUGAAGGUAAACCGAAAGCACAACAACCUUUCACAAUCCAAUCCAAUGAAAAAACAUCAGGUGAAUUCCCAGAGGUGAAUGGCACAAGCAACAAUAACGGGUUCAAUAAUGAUAAUUCUGUUGUGGCUUUCCAAAUCAAAUCUAAACGCAAACGGACCUACAGCCUUUCAUCUACACUUCCUUGGUAUGCUUGGUUUACACUACCAAGAUUUUGGUUGAGCUGUUCUAUAUUCAGUAUAAUGCGUCUUGGUGUAACUGUUUCUGUGUUGUACAGUGGUCCAUUUUUGUUGAAUUCAUUAAAAAUGAAUAAAAGUUCAAUGGUUUCUGUUCAAUUAGUUACUACAAUUUCUUGUUUGAUCACGUCAGUUGCUGUACAAAGAAUCAAUAAAUUACUCGGGAAUUAUAUUGGUUCAGUCGUCGGUGUUCUAUUUACCCUUGGAUUUUGUACAAUCGCUUACUUUUUAAAAUCAGCCGAUGAAAACCUCAUAGAAAUCUAUGUUUCUGCAGUCAUUCUAGGCAUUGGUAACACAAUCAAUAAUGUUCGAGCAGUGGUUGCGAUUACAACGUUGAUCGGUGUAAAACAAGUAUACACAGCAGCAUUUGUUCAUGGGAUCGCAUCAUUGUUUGACAAAAUCUUGACUGGUAUCUUCAUUCAAUGCAUACAACUCUGUGUACCUCAGUUAACUUAUAGACAUAUAAAGGUGUAUAUUGUAGGUAGUUUGGCAGUAUUCGGUGGUAUCCUGGCGACAAUUGAUAAUUUCAUUUACUCAGAGACUUUAGAAAGUACAAACGCACCUUGUCUUUCAUGUAUUAGUAGAAGAACAACUUCAUCAUCGUCUCCACCACCAUCGAAAUUUCAGGGUGACUAAACCUUUAAUCAUGUUAGUAAUGAUAAUCGAACUAAUGGUAACUGUAGAUGCUAAUCAACAUAUUUAUGUAUCAAUAAUGAAAGUCAAAAAUCUUUCCGCAUUCAACAAAACAUCUUCAUGUUCGAUCAGUCUACCACUUUUCAAUCUCUCAGUCUAUUGAUGUAUAUUCACCUACCUUUUUUUGGCAAGAAACUCUAUCUGUUAUGGUACUUAUAACAUGAAAACCAUAUUUUUCUUAAGCAAUCUACUAUCGAAUACUUUAUUGAACCUUUCCAUUGAAUACAUCAGGCUGCAUUAAUUAGACCCUUGAUGUAAAGUAAGAAAAUGGAGUAUUCACAAUCUUUGUUAUACUAAAGGAAUAUUGUAUUUAUUAUCCAUGGAUAUUCAUGAUUGAUUCUUCGACAGGAAUUUUCUCUGUAAACAAACAGAAGUUAAAGUGUAGGUAACAUUAUUUUUCCUAAUAAAACAAGUAGAAAUAAAUUGUCUCAUUCACCAAGUAUUCUAACUUUAUUCAUUGACUUUAAAAUUGGUUUACAUUAGUAACUGAUGAAUAAAUGAAACUAAGAGAUUGACAGUUAUUUAUUUGCGUUCUGAACUCCUCAUCAGGAUAACCUAUGAAUAGUUUGUGAUUUAAUUUAGACAAUUGAAAAGGUGAG
Messenger RNA from Schistosoma rodhaini, 2519 nucleotides. NCBI's taxonomy places the organism in Eukaryota, Metazoa, Platyhelminthes, Trematoda, Strigeidida, Schistosomatidae. The record is from the annotation of a GenBank genome assembly.